AUGCAAUAUCUAGCACUUCUCUGCCUCGUAGCCGUCAGCGCCUCGACACCCAUCAUUGGACCUAUUGAUCCUAUUGAUCCUAUUGGACCUAUUGAUCCUAUUGAUCCUAUUGAUCCCAUCCAUCAACGCAUCGAUAUCUUCCUCCCCGGCUGGCCCACCUGCCCCCACCAGUGCGUCCUCGCCGUUCCAGACGAAAGCCUGUCCAAUGGCCAAGAGCCAGUGCCAGUGUGCUUCGACAAACCGGCUCACGGUACACCAUGCAACUACUACUAUUGUUGUGGCAAGCCGGUCACGUGCGGCGUUCAAAGGAAGGUCUGCGAGCCGGGGACUUUCUCUACUAGCCUUUGGGUACCAGCGUCGCUGACGACUGGGCCUGUGCCCGAAUGA
Molecule: messenger RNA, 387 nt
Organism: Letharia columbiana
Lineage: Eukaryota; Fungi; Ascomycota; Lecanoromycetes; Lecanorales; Parmeliaceae
Exons: 2
Coding region: 1-387 (128 amino acids)
Source: RefSeq, a predicted model, not a curated record